AUGGUUGAACACAAUGCUUCUUCACUUGAAUACUUCCUUCAGGAGCCAGUCGACUAUGUCAUUGUGGGUGGCGGAACAUCGGGGUUGGUACUUGCUGCACGUCUGACAGAAAAUCCAAAAGUGACUGUUGGGAUCCUUGAAGCUGGUAAAUCCCAACUAGGUGAAAGUGACGUUGAGAGUACAGUUGGAUUUGGGAAGAUACUCCACAAUCCUGAGUACGACUGGACAUUCAAGACCAUUCCUCAAAAAAAUAACGCGAAUACUGUACAUCAUCUAGCAAGGGGGAAGAUGCUCGGCGGCUCCAGUGGGAUCAAUUUCAUGGCAUAUGUCCGGCCUACCUCUGAAGACAUCGAUUCCUGGUCCACCCAGGCGCCUGGAUGGACUUGGAAAGCGCUGGACCCUUACUUCCAGAAGAGUGAAUCAAUUUUGCCGGACAAUGGCUCCCGUGAGCGGCCAAAAUACCUCACCGAGGACACUCGCUGUCAUGGUGAUUCCGGGCCCAUACAGGUCUCGUGGCCGACCUGGACGCCUGCGAUUGAAGUGGAUGUGAUGAAAGCCUUGAGCAAUGUCACUGGAACUUCUCAACUGGAAAACCCAUACAACGGCCGACAUCUUGGGUUUUCUCCUCAUUUAUCAACGGUCGAUCGUCGUUUUGGAAAGGUUUCACGGAGCUAUGCAGCUACUGGCUAUUUAGAACUAUGCAGAGAUCGUCCAAAUCUGAAGAUUCUGACAGAGGCUUCGGCAACCCAGAUUUUAUUGGACAAAUGCCCGGUGCGUGCUCGAGGGGUUAAAUUCCGGUAUGAAGGUCGUGAGCAUGAAAUUUUUGCCAAGCAUGAGGUUAUUCUAUCCGCUAGCACGAUACAAAGCCCACGGCUACUGGAGUUGUCAGGAAUUGGUAAUUCUGAGAUCUUGCGAUCGGCGGGUGUUCUUGUCAGCUGCGUGACAUACGAACUGACAGAUGCACCGGACCAUGUGUUGUUGGAUUCGCUUCUUGUGAAAUCCGAUGUCUUGGAGGCCAACGUGAAACGGCUCUUGGAAUCGCAAGAUGGACUGUUAUCCGGUAUCACGGGAUUGGUCGGCUUUGCGCCAUAUGCCUCAAAUGUUCCUGAAACGUUGAUGAACUCAACGAUCGAUGAGAUUGUUGCAUCCCAUGCGUCGCCUAUGGCGGAAUAUUACCGAGAACAAAGCGAACGUAUCAUACGUCUGCUACGUGAUCCUCAGUCCCCAGUCAUUGAGAUGACUGGGAUACCCUGCAAUUUCGACAUAUCUGCGGGCCAUAGCGACCAGAGUCGGCUGGUGGCUGGCCCUCCAUCAGGGUCCAACGAUUGCUAUACGGUGCUCGUGGCCUCUGUGUACAACAUGUCGAGGGGUAGCACGCACAUUGUGACCUCCUCCGCCGUUGGAGCAGAUUCCUACGAUGAAAAACCCCGUAUUGAUCUAGCAUUUCUAGAACACCAGGCCGACGUCAACAUACUGGCGGCCGGGUUGACGUUGGCUAACCGCGCAUUUCUCCGGGAGGACCUGUCCAAGAGAAUAAAGCGGAGAGUAACGCCGCCACCUGAUGUUGAUCUCGAGGAUGAAACACAAGCACAAGAGUACAUCAGGCGGAAUAUUAUGAUGUUUAAUCAUAACCUGGGAACCUGCGCAAUGGGCCGAGUCGUCGAUGAACGCCUCCGCGUUAAAGGAGUUGCAGGUUUGCGUAUUGUGGAUUGCAGCGUAAUACCUGAUCAGAUCAGUGCCAACACCAUGGCAACAGUUUACGCGCUGGCUGAGCGUGCUGCAGAUCUUAUCAAGGAAGACUUCGGUCUAGGCUUGUCUUGA
Messenger RNA from Penicillium samsonianum, 1821 nucleotides. Its product is annotated as GMC family oxidoreductase. The transcript has 3 exons. The record is from RefSeq and is a predicted model, not a curated record. Gene Ontology annotation, molecular function: oxidoreductase activity, acting on CH-OH group of donors; flavin adenine dinucleotide binding. Bases 1 to 1821 code for a protein of 606 amino acids. NCBI's taxonomy places the organism in Eukaryota, Fungi, Ascomycota, Eurotiomycetes, Eurotiales, Aspergillaceae.